AUGUCAUCUAGAAUUUCAUCACACGCUGUGUGGCGAGAUACUAUCUUUGCCGAAGCUCUACGUCAUGAUUUUCUCCUGCAUGGUCUGAUGGCUACUGCUGCUCUACACAAGGCUACAAUGCAAGCAAAGACAUCAGAUGCAUAUGCCGAAUACUCCAAAGUCGCUUUGGCUCAUCAAAACGCGGCGCUGGCCGGCUAUAUCCCCGCAGUCAACAAGCCCAAUCAGAACAACGGCAUCGCCCUAUUCUGUCUGUCUCUGUAUCUCACCAUCUGGGCUUUUGCCUCAAAACGACUUCCUGAGGGAUUGAACAGUGUCAAGCUGGAUCUGAACCCGGGCGAGUCUCCCGGCAUCGCAUUGCCUCUGCACUCCCCUACUGCCGACUUCAUCGAAAUCGUCAUGAUUCUCAGAGGGAUUUAUGCCGUCAUCAGGGAAACGGAUACGUGGCUCCAAGGUGAUAUUGAGGAGCUGUUACGAUACCCGCAGCCGGGUGACCUUCCCCCACACCCUGCCGACGUUUCUGAAGCUUUCAACCUCCUCGCUGAGGUUGCGGACGACCCCAAGCUGAUACCUUUACUUGGGGGCGAGGAUCCUGCAGCCAGCAGGGCUUCUUAUCUCGAGCAUCUUGGGCGGCUGCGAGACAUUUCACGUUGUCGUUCCGUUGUCGAAUGGGAUGGGCACAUUUUUUCAUGGUUUAUCAUGGCUCCCACGACGUUUAUUCACUCUCUCAAACGGGGGGAUCCUUGGACUUUGAUCCUGUUCGCCCACUGGGCAGGGGCUUUCCGAUGUAUGGAUCAUCACUGGUGGGCCGUCGGAUGGGCCUACAGUCUGGUCGUUGACCUCUCAGCUCUGCUUGACCCCGUUUGGAGACCAUAUCUUGAGUGGCCAAGGAGACAGAUGGGAUUGGUGUUUCAGGACAAUGCGCUUCCAGAUGCACGGAGAGUUGGGUAA
This is a messenger RNA of Exophiala spinifera, 948 nucleotides long. RefSeq lists its product as uncharacterized. The transcript has a single exon. Gene Ontology annotation, biological process: regulation of transcription by RNA polymerase II. The record is from RefSeq and is a predicted model, not a curated record. NCBI's taxonomy places the organism in Eukaryota, Fungi, Ascomycota, Eurotiomycetes, Chaetothyriales, Herpotrichiellaceae. Gene Ontology annotation, molecular function: DNA-binding transcription activator activity, RNA polymerase II-specific. The coding region runs from base 1 to 948 and encodes 315 amino acids.